Molecule: messenger RNA, 1857 nt
Organism: Pieris macdunnoughi
Lineage: Eukaryota; Metazoa; Arthropoda; Insecta; Lepidoptera; Pieridae
Source: the annotation of a GenBank genome assembly
AUGUCUGCCGUGGCUCCCACAAUCCCCGGGGUUGACCCAGCAAAGGAAAUACAAAAACGUCGAGCUGGUAGUGUUGGGUCCGAUGACGACGACGCAAGCGGUGGGAAAUACACAAGGAUGGAGGAGGAUAAUAUUCAAGAUAAGGAGAGAUUCGCAAGCCGUGAGAACCAUUGUGAGAUUGAACGGCGAAGAAGAAACAAGAUGACGGCUUAUAUCACGGAACUAUCUGAUAUGGUUCCAACAUGUUCGGCUCUAGCACGGAAACCAGACAAGUUGACAAUACUGCGUAUGGCUGUAGCGCAUAUGAAAGCAUUGAGAGGUACUGGUAAUACCUCAACAGAUGGUACUUAUAAGCCAUCGUUUUUGACUGAUCAAGAGCUGAAACACUUAAUCCUAGAAGCAGCAGAUGGCUUCCUCUUCGUCGUCAGUUGCGACACAGGUCGUGUCAUAUAUGUUAGUGAUAGUAUAGCACCUGUACUUAAUUAUUCACAGGGUGAAUGGUAUUCUUCAUGUUUGUACGACCAAGUGCAUCCAGAUGACGUUGAAAAAGUUCGGGAACAAUUGAGUACUCAAGAACCACAGAACACGGGCCGUAUAUUGGAUCUUAAAACUGGAACUGUCAAAAAGGAGGGUCACCAGUCAUCAAUGCGGCAAGUGAUGGGUUCGCGGCGCGGAUUCAUCUGCCGUAUGCGCGUGGGUGGGACAGCUGAAAGCGCGCACUUGGGCCGAUUGCGCGCUCGCAACUCCCUCGGCCCGUCACACGACGGACACAACUACGCAGUGGUACAUUGCACCGGUUAUAUUAAAAAUUGGCCGCCCACAGAUCUGUUUCCAGGUAUGCAGAUGGAUCGGCCUGUUGACGAUGAGCUUCAUGCGUCUCAUUGCUGUUUGGUGGCAAUUGGGAGAUUACAGGUGACAUCAACACCAAAUGCAGCUGAAGGCAGCCUCUGCAGUGGCGGAGUAGAGUUUGUAUCGCGUCAUUCAGUUGAGGGCCGAUUUACAUUUGCGGACCAACGUGCGGCACAAGUAAUAGGCUAUGCACCGGCUGACCUUUUGGGAAAACUAUGCUAUGAGUUCUACCACCCAGAAGACCAGCAACACAUGAGGGAUAACUUUGACCAAGUUUUGAAAUUAAAGGGCCAAAUAAUCUCUCUUAUGUACCGGUUUCGGACUAAAAGCAGAGAAUGGGUGUGGUUAAGAACAUCUGCUUUCGCUUUUUUGAAUCCUUACAACGAUGACGUGGAAUACAUCGUGUGUACAAACACAUUGGCAAAUCGUUCCCUGGGCAGUGCGGGUGGCGAAAGCGUGUCAGAAGAGAGCUACGACUACCACUUGCGACAGCGGGACGUGUAUCAGGCUCCGCCUCUGCACCACGGCCAUCACGCGCCCCCACCUGCGCCUGCGCCUGCCCCGCUGCACAGUGGUACAGCGGCUGGUACGGCAGGUGGCGUAACCGCAAGGUCUCCAGGUGAGGCCGUGGCCGGAGCGUACGCCCACUACGCGCCCGACUAUUCACCACAUCGACCCACAAACACGCCACCUCACACCACAUGGACCACGCUAAGACCGAGCGGGAGCGGAAACGGAGCGGGGCAGAACGAAAGUUACGCGUAUGCGGGGCCGGAAGCAGCAACGGGGCCAGGGGGUAGCCCUGCCCGCUCUCCUCCGGCGGCUCCUCCUUACCUACCCCCUGCACAUUAUCACCACAAUCAUCAUCCACAUCCAACACACGCGGGUAUGUGGGCAUGGCAGGGCGGGGCGGGUGCUGCGGCGGGCGUGGCUGGCGGGGGGACGGGGGGCGGCACGGCCACCUUCGAAGACCUCAACAUCAACAUGUUCAACUCCAACUUCGAAUAG